AUGCUCUUCCUCCUCGCCGUCACGGUUCGGAUCCUGGUUGCGCUCCUCACGCGCACCUCGUUCCAGCCCGACGAGUACUUUCAGGCUCUAGAGCCGGCGCAUGACCUUGUCUUUGGCUAUGGACAUCUGACCUGGGAAUGGUUGACUCCGAAUCCCAUUAGGAGCAUCCUCUACCCACUGCUCAACGUGCCAGUUUUCUGGAUCCUCAAAGCGGCAGGACUUGACUCUGUCAACUGCUUGCUCAUCGCUGGCCCUCGACUAGUACACGGUACACUGGCAGCCUUGACGGACUUGUUCUCAUACAAAUUGGCAAGACGCGAACUGGGGCCCAGCUACGCCAAUGUUGCGCUCUUCUUGUCCCUGACUUCGCCGUUCAACGCGCUCGCUCUUUCGCGUUCGCUGUCCAAUUCGCUCGAGACCUCGUUGAGCACCGUAGCUUACGUCUACUACCCGUGGUCAGAGACGAAUAGGCUCUUGAAGUACGUCUUUAUAUCGCGUCUUCGCGUCGUUCUUGCACUCGCAGCUCUAGCCUGCCUCGUCCGUCCCACUAACGCCGUCAUCUGGAUCUACCUCUUCGGCCAGCUAUUCGCAAACCAGCCCAAUAUCAGGCUACACCUGACCGUGAAUGCGAUUGUCACUGGGAUUGUGGCUCUUUCCAUCCAGAUACUUGCGGAUUCCAUCUACUAUGGUCGCCUUGUCAUCACGCCCCUCAACUUCCUCCGCGCAAACGCAUCCAGCGUGUCCCUCUUCUAUGGCCAGAACAACGCGACGUUCUACAUCUUUCAGGCCUUACCGGUCCUUUGCAGCACCGCCUUGCCGUUCGCCCUGCAUGGCAUUUACAAGAGUUUGCGGAACACCGACAGCACGAACUCGGCACUGACACAGAUGACCCGUGCCACUGCAUGGACGAUGGCCGUCUACUCACUUGCCGGGCAUAAAGAAUGGCGCUUCAUCCACCCGCUUUUGCCUCUCCUGCAUACUCUGGCAGCGAAGUCUAUCGUCGACCUCUCAACAUCAUCUUCACCACCUUCCAAAUCAAGCAAAGCUCGCUCACGAUUCCCUGUCAAGAGGGCGUAUCUCGCCUUGCUCGCCCUCGGCAUCCCCGCCUCCCUCUACGUUGUCCUCAUUCACAACAGCGCGCCCAUCAGCGCCGUGGCGUACUUGCAUAAUUUACCUGCGAGUGCGAAUGCGACCAGCGUGGUGGGCGUCCUGAUGCCCUGCCAUUCGCUGCCUGGACAAGCCUACCUGCACCGUUCUGACUUCGCGGACCUCCGAGUGAUGUGGUCUUUGGGCUGCGAGCCGCCUCUUGGACUAAAUCCCGAGGCAGCCGAAUCGUACAUGGAUCAGACGACCGUCUUCUUCGACAACCCUCGCCAGUACCUCGUCGACCGCUUCCCGACCGGUGUAAACGCCUCCUUUCCUCCUUCGCCGAAGCCCUUCACUCCACCCACAUCCGCCGGCGAUCUCUCACAAGACUGGAGACAUGAAUGGCCGAGAUACCUUGUGCUUUACGGUGCACUGCUGCACCAUGAAGACGUACGGGUACUCUUGCAUCAAAAAGGGUAUAGGGAGAUCUGGAGCAGCGGAGAGCACUGGUGGCAGGGUUCGAUAGGCCCUGAUGAGGAGAGGAUGGGGGGUAUUCGUGUAUGGCGUUGGGAAUCCUAG
Molecule: messenger RNA, 1665 nt
Organism: Schizophyllum commune H4-8
Lineage: Eukaryota; Fungi; Basidiomycota; Agaricomycetes; Agaricales; Schizophyllaceae
Product: glycosyltransferase family 22 protein
Exons: 6
Coding region: 1-1665 (554 amino acids)
Biological process (GO): GPI anchor biosynthetic process
Cellular component (GO): endoplasmic reticulum membrane
Molecular function (GO): alpha-1,2-mannosyltransferase activity
Source: RefSeq, a predicted model, not a curated record